Messenger RNA from Microthlaspi erraticum, 222 nucleotides. The record is from the annotation of a GenBank genome assembly. Lineage: Eukaryota; Viridiplantae; Streptophyta; Magnoliopsida; Brassicales; Brassicaceae.
AUGAGUGAUAAGUCGACGCAAGUUGUACUUCCAUUGCUGAACGUUGUCAACAAGAGCUCCGAUAGGCCUGACCGUUCAGUCACCUCCGCCGUCUUUACGGCGAUGACCUCGCUCUGUUCCUACGAAACGCAGCGGCCAAGGACCACUGGAAUUAGCAGAUCGGCGCUCUCCGCCAUGCACUCCAUGACUGUCCGAGUCGCUGCUACCAUCCUUAGUUGGUGA